AUGAUUGCGAAUUUCAGCAGAACCGCUGCUUUUCAAACAGAACAUGUUUCAACAGACGGAACUCAUCGACCAACUUCGAAGAGAAAAAUACGACUUAGCUAUUGCGGAAUCUAUAUUUUUCCAUGCUUUUGGAAAUUGGUAUUCGAUCAGUUAUCAAUACAGACAACUCUUUUCAUGACUGGAAUGAAAGGUGCAAUUGGAGAGCCAUCUGCAGUUUCAUACUAUCCUGCAUUAUACUCAUCGGAUAACACAAAUGGAUUUAUUGGAAGAUUAAAGAACUUCGUUGGAUAUUUCUUGGGGAGCACAUUUGAUACGUGGAAGUAUGAUGCUGAAAUUGCAGCUCUUCCAAAGACCUACAAAGGUCCAAGGUGUUGGAGAACACUGCUUAGCAAUGUUGCAUUCAACUUUGUGAACUCAAAUCCAUUUAUUGAUUAUCCAUCUGCCACUCUUCCCAAAACAGUUUUCGUUGGUGGUAUGCAAGUGAACACAAAGAAGCAAGGAAAGGUAAAAUUGUCAAAAGAAUGGGAUGAUGUUUUUUCGAAGCGAUCAAGAAACGUCCUGGUUUCUUUUGGUUCUAUGGCAUUUUCAUCAUUUAUGCCUGAUGAAUACAAGAAAACCUUUUUGGAAGUCUUUGCAUACAUGCCGGACACUACAUUCAUUUGGAAGUUCCACUACUCGGUGACCAACCCAGAAACGCUCACAUGCUCACAAGACACGGCUGAGUUUGUUCAACUUGAUAAGGCUCUUUUGGAUCAACCAAAUGAAAUUAGAAAACCAAUUCACGCUGUUCUGGAUGAUUCGAACUACAAGAAGAAUGCGGAAAGACUUGCCAAGGUUCUGGAAGAUCAGCCAAAUAAGCCGAAAAAUGUUGUAUUGAAACAUUGUGAUUUUGCAGUUCAAUUUGGACCACUGGAGACGUUGAAUUCUGAGGGACGUCAUCUGAAUACGUUUGCAUAUUACUCAUUAGAUAUUGCUCUUGCAGUUAUUGUUGUUCUUUUAGCUGUAUUGUUUGUUAUGUAUCGUAUUGUUAAACACAUUUUGUUCAGGGUUGUUAAGAAAACAAUAUUUACUCCAAAGAAGAAGAUUGAAUAG
This is a messenger RNA of Caenorhabditis briggsae, 1092 nucleotides long. Gene Ontology annotation, molecular function: UDP-glycosyltransferase activity. Bases 1 to 1092 code for a protein of 363 amino acids. Lineage: Eukaryota; Metazoa; Nematoda; Chromadorea; Rhabditida; Rhabditidae. The transcript has 4 exons. The record is from RefSeq and is a predicted model, not a curated record.